This is a messenger RNA of Zingiber officinale, 1373 nucleotides long. Its product is annotated as peptidyl-prolyl cis-trans isomerase FKBP42-like. Lineage: Eukaryota; Viridiplantae; Streptophyta; Magnoliopsida; Zingiberales; Zingiberaceae. The transcript is spliced from 7 exons. The record is from RefSeq and is a predicted model, not a curated record. Bases 132 to 1274 code for a protein of 380 amino acids. Gene Ontology annotation, molecular function: peptidyl-prolyl cis-trans isomerase activity; protein binding.
GAUCUGAUGCGAAGAAGCUUCUGGAAGUGAGUAUUCCAUUCCUAUAAUUUCCUCUUGAUGUCCGAGUCUCCGCACUGGUUCCACAUUCGCCGCCCCUUCCCUUCCAGAUCCCCCCGGCCUCCGCCCGCUAGAUGGCUUCUUCCACCCCCACCUCUCCUCCGCCGCCAGAGUCUCCUGCCGUCGUCGACCGGGGAGCGCCGACGUCUCCAGGCUCUGAUGCUGAUGACAAUGACGUUGUCACCGAAGCUGCAGCAUUUGUGCAUAACGAACCUCUGCAAGAUGAUAUUGAUAUUCCAAAAGUUGAAUCAGAUAUGGAUAUCCUUCAUGAGAAUGUCAAGAAACAAAUUAUUAAGGAAGGCCAUGGUGGAAAGCCACCAAAGCUGUCGACUUGCUUCUUUCAUUAUAAAGCAUGGGCUAAAAGCACUUCACACAAGUUUGAAGACACAUGGCAAGAGCAGAGGCCUACAGAAAUCAUAUUGGGGAAAGAAAAGAAAGAAAUGGCUGGUUUAGCCAUUGGUAUUGCUAGCAUGAAGAGCGGAGAACGGGCACUACUGCAUGUAGGUUGGGAACUGGGCUAUGGCAAAGAGGGAAGUUUUUCAUUCCCAAAUGUACCUCCUAUGGCAGACCUUAUCUAUGAGGUUGAACUUAUUGGCUUUGAUGAGGCAAAAGAAGGAAAAGCCCGAAGUGACAUGACAGUGGAAGAGAGGAUUGAAGCUGCUGAAAGAAGGAAGGUGGAAGGGAAUGAUUACUUCAAGGAAGAAAAUCUUGAGGAAGCGAUGCAACAAUAUGAAAUGGCAAUAGCUUAUAUGGGAGAUGAUUUUAUGUUCCAACUGUUUGGAAAGUAUAGGGACAUGGCCUUGGCUGUAAAGAACCCAUGCCAUCUAAACAUGGCUGCAUGCCUAAUCAAACUUAAACGUUACCAGCAAGCUAUUGGUCACUGCACCAUUGUGUUGUCAGAAGAUGAGAACAACGUGAAAGCUCUAUUUAGACGAGGAAAGGCCAGGGCAGAACUUGGUCAGACUGAUGCAGCAAAGGAGGACCUCGAGAAGGCAAGGAAACAUGCCCCACAGGACAAGGCCAUCAUCCGAGAGCUUCACUUGCUAGAUGAACAUGACAAAGCUAUUUAUCAAAAGCAGAAAGAGAUCUACAAAGGGAUCUUUGGCCCCAGACCUGAACCCAAACCAAAGAGCUCAAAUCGGCUGGUCUUAUUUUGGCAAUGGCUUGUUGCUCUUAUUUGUGACUUACUGAACUUCCGAAGGGGCAAGGAAGACUAAAACUGUUCAAUAUCGUUAAAUGUUGUGCUCCACUGUACUUCUGAACAAUUUUUCUUGCAGACAAUGGAAAAACAACGCUGUUGCUAUUGGAUGAUCGAA